ACCUUUGCGUUAGAUUAGACGUUACAAAAGUCCUUCACCAUCUGGCAGCGCCGCGAACAGAUGUCAACAGUGUCCGACGGGGCAAAGGGAGAAGCAGGGAUAAUGUCGAGCGAUGAACUGUAUCGCAUCAAAUACUCUAGCUCGCGCUAUCAGCGCCACCAGAGCGACGAGAAGGUGCCUUUGAAUGCCAGUUCCUUGCAGUGGCAGCGCCAACAAUACGGGUACGAUUCGUCCUUGGAUGAGGUGGUGCGUCGGCGGCUCCAGGCCUCCCCAGCCUACAUAGAUCGUCUGGAACAGGAGGCGGUUCUGGCUGGUCAUGAUGGCUGCGUCAAUUGCUUGGAGUGGAGCAGUGACGGUCUGUUGCUGGCCUCGGGCUCAGAUGAUUUCAGAGUUAUGAUCUGGAACCCUUUCCGCAAGCAGCGCGUUCAUGUGAUAAAUACUAAGCAUCUGGGGAACAUGUUUUCGGUGAAGUUUCUACCCAGGCACAACAACAGCAUUUUGGCUACGUGUGCGGCAGAUAAAUUCAUUUACGUCUAUGACAUCAAUCACGCCAAUGAGACGCUGUUCUCCUGUAACUGUCAUACGAUGAGAGCGAAGCGACUGGCUACAGCACAGGACUCACCGCACAUCUUUUGGUCUGCGGGCGAGGAUGGUUGCAUCCUACAACUGGACAUGCGGGAGCCACAUCGCUGCCGUCCCGAAGAAGGCACUGGCGUGCGGCUGCUUAGCUUGAGCAAUCAGGUUGAGGCGACCACAGAGGCAAAAUGCUUGGCCAUAAAUCCUAGACGAACGGAGUAUUUGGCUGUGGGAACCAACGAUCCCUUUGCCCGCAUCUAUGAUCGUCGCAAGUUGCCCACUAGUGGUGCUAAUGAAUCCGUUGGGUGCGUUUCGUACUAUGCGCCUGGACAGAUUGUAAAGGACACCACCAGGAACAUUGUCCACGAGUCGAGGGCCAUAACAUAUCUCACUUUCAAUGCAAAUGGCACGGAAUUGCUCGUCAACAUGGGCUGUGAACACAUCUAUCGCUAUGAUCUAAACAACGCCGAGCCUCCUGUUUUCUACGAACUGCCUGCCUACUCUGCCCACGCCACACACGAAGAGGAAGAGUUCAAGACACCUCACAAAAGCCGCUCCUUACCUUCCAGCAUUGAAUUGCAUAAGAAACAGGGCAAUGAACAUCUGGAAAAUGGAAAACUAGUGGCUGCUAUUGAGGCCUAUUCAACAGCAUUGUCCAAGUAUCCACGGGGAGAAGUUCUGUAUCUGAACAGGGCUACGGCUCUGAUGCGGCGUGGAUGGUUUGGUGACAUUUAUGCAGCUCUACGGGAUUGUCAUGAGGCUCUUCGCCUAGAUCCCACCUAUGUCAAGGCUCAUUUUCGGCUGGCGCGGGCCCUGCUGGAGCUUCGUCGUCCCCAUGAUGCGGAUAAAUGCCUUCAAGCGCUCAUUCAGCGAUUCCCCAGUUUCGCCAACAACCAUGGUGUCCUCAUGCUGCACAAGGACAUCAAGGAAAAUCGACGACAAUCCGAGAACACUGAUGCCCCAAGUCCAGAACCAGUACUAGUGAACGAUGGCUCGCGGUAUCUACGCCUGACCGACGAGGAAUACAAUCUACGAUGCGCUGCCAAGGAUUACAAACAUCGCUAUGUGGGUCAUUGCAAUAUCACUACGGACAUUAAGGAGGCCACUUAUCUGGGCAUCCAUGGCGAAUUCAUUGCCGCCGGCUCUGAUGAUGGAAAUUUCUAUAUUUGGGAGGGGGAAACGGGAAAAAUUCGAGCCGCCUAUCGUGCCGACAGUGCCAUUGUGAACUGCGUGCAGCCGCAUCCCACUAUCUGCAUGUUGGCCACCAGCGGCAUUGAUCACGACGUCAAGAUCUGGUCACCGUGUGCACCUAGCUCCGCUGAGCGGCCUAAUCUCAUUCGGGAUGUUACGCGCACGGUUGAAGAUAAUCAGCAAAAGAUGCGAACCGAUCCAUUUGAACUGAAUACACGUAAUGCGUAUUGUUUCAAUAACUGAGAAGAACUGUAGCGUAAUGUGAAACUAGAUCAAAUCCCGCAAUCAAUGCAUUGUAAUUCUAAUGCAUUGGCCUGCGAAUAUGAUCCAGCAAUAUAUCAAAUAAUAGUGUAAUUUAUUAUAAGGGAACAUAUUUUUGUUAAUGUGUAAACGAAAUAUGAUAUAUAUGAUAUACAGAGUAGAGUACACGACGGCCCUAAUGAAA
Messenger RNA from Drosophila persimilis, 2212 nucleotides. It is a transcript of the gene adp, whose product is annotated as WD and tetratricopeptide repeats protein 1. Gene Ontology annotation, molecular function: protein binding. Gene Ontology annotation, cellular component: cytoplasm; Cul4-RING E3 ubiquitin ligase complex. The record is from RefSeq and is a predicted model, not a curated record. Gene Ontology annotation, biological process: negative regulation of fatty acid biosynthetic process. The transcript has 3 exons. NCBI's taxonomy places the organism in Eukaryota, Metazoa, Arthropoda, Insecta, Diptera, Drosophilidae. The coding region runs from base 61 to 2010 and encodes 649 amino acids.